AUGAGAAUUGUGCUUGUCGUAGCACUUCUCACUAUGUUCAGUGCCCAUCAAGCUAGCGCAGCCUUGCGACGGUUUAACCUCGACAUCAGCUGGGGAAAGAUCAACCCCGACUGCUUUAUGCAAGAUCUCCCCGCGCCUGUGGUAAAUGGUCAGUUUCCGGCACCCACUCUCUACGCAUUGGACGGCGAUGAAGUUGAAGCCAACGUGUGCAACAAGAUGAACGAUGGGACUAACACGACGAUCCAUUUUCACGGCAUCAAACAAUACGGGACGAGUUAUUCGGACGGCGUGCCGUAUAUUACACAAAAUCCGAUCAAGCCAGGCGAAUGUUUUCUGUAUAAAUUUAAAGUUCUCAACCAAUCGGGAACCUACUAUUACCAUAGCCAUGUGGGAAUGCAAGAUGACACUGUCAGCGGCGCAUUCAUCGUAUAUCCAAACGAAGCAGCACGGCCUGAUGAAAACAACAGCAAUAAGAAGCUUAGAGAUGGUCCUUACGAGUAUGACGAGGAGCUUAUGCUUUACUUUAAUGAAUGGUGGCAUCAGCCGUAUUAUGAGCGCGAAGCUUAUUACUAUGGACCGGACUAUACCCUCGAUUUGGGCUCGGGCAGCAUUCUCAUGAACGGCAGAAGUGUCCAUUUUCCGACCAUGGGCCUAUUCAAGCCAGAUUGCCCGGGUUUUACAGUGCUUCAGGUCGAGCCGGGAAAAACGUACCGGCUACGCAUCAUUGGCGGCCACACAUACCAAAUUUUGGGAUUCGCAAUCGCAGGACAUCAGCUAACGAUUAUGGAAGUGGAUGGCCAACUCACGGAGCUAUACGAUACGGACUACCUCGAAUUGCCUGCUGGCCAGCGUAUAUCGCUUCUCCUCAAGGCGCAUGAUGAAACUAGCGAUCGCAAAAGAUAUACCAUUGCGACAAAUUAUCGCUGGCACCUCAGAAUGCCGCAAUACUCUAACAACGGAUAUGCAUUCAUUGAUUAUCUCGCCAACAAAGCUCUUCAUAGCAUCGUCGACCCGCUACGUAUACCCCUUUUACCACUUACAUCGCUACCCAUUCCCUUCCCCUGGCCCGAAAUGGCAUCCAUCAACGUGCCUGAUCUGGAACGUCGAAUCUUUGAAAGAAAAGAGGCCGACCGCACCAUUAUUAUAAAAUCAGUCCUUAAUAAGAUGCCAGACGGCCGUGCUCGGUUCCGUAUCAACGAUUCGCUCCCACCUAUCGGUGAUCCUGUCACUCCACUCUUAUUUGGUCUUUUAGAACGAUUUCUUCCUGAUAUGGACAUUGAAGCCAUGUCCAUUCUAGCUGACAAUGGCUACUAUGCUCGAAAUCGCACGUUUCACGUCAAGGCGAAUGAAGUGGUUGACGUUGUAUUCCAGGAUAACAGUAUUGGGACGUUCCCUUGUAUGACACAUGCUUGGCAUAUCCAUGGACAUUCGCACUUGCUGAUUGCGCGUGGUGAAGGCUUGUACGACCAUGAAAAACAUAAGGAUCUGCGGUCCUAUCCAAAACCCAUUUUGAAAGACGUCAGUGCGGUCUACGGGACAGCAGUAAUUGAGAAAGAGAAGGAUUCCGAUUAUGCGUUAGAGCACGGUUGUGGCUGGACCAAAGUGAGAAUUUACACGGACAAUCCUGGCUACUGGUUAGUUCAUUGUCAUAUUACACCCCAUAUGUUGCAGGGUAAAUGGGCUCUUCUUGCCGAAUCGCCGGACCUUAUACCCUCCACAUUACGUUAUCCAGCACCAGAACAAUACCACCCAACUGUCGAUUGA
Molecule: messenger RNA, 1764 nt
Organism: Zychaea mexicana
Lineage: Eukaryota; Fungi; Mucoromycota; Mucoromycetes; Mucorales; Lichtheimiaceae
Product: multicopper oxidase-domain-containing protein
Exons: 3
Coding region: 1-1764 (587 amino acids)
Molecular function (GO): oxidoreductase activity; copper ion binding
Source: RefSeq, a predicted model, not a curated record